AAACAUAUGGAUUAUUUAUGGUGGAAGGUUCAUACCGCAGUGUAAAAUUCACAGUCUUUAUUUAUUUUCAUGUAUUUUGCUAUAAUUUUUGAAUUGUAAUCAUGAUGGAGGGUUCUCUAAGUAAAUGGACAAAUGUGAUGAAGGGUUGGCAGUACCGGUGGUUCGUGCUGGACGAGAAUGCUGGCCUGCUUUCUUAUUACACGUCUAAGGAGAAAAUGACGCGCGGUGUUCGAAGAGGGUGCGUGCGACUCAGGGCAGCUGUCAUAGGCAUCGAUGAUGAAGACGAUUCCACCUUCACCAUCACCGUAGACCACAAGACGUUCCACUUCCAGGCCCGAGACGGUUCAGAAAGAGAACGAUGGGUCCGCGCAUUAGAAGACACCAUAUCAAGGCAUGGUCGCCGAGAGCGAUGGUCGCGCUGUAUGCCAGCCCCGCGGCACCGACACGGUGACCUUGAGCGCAGAAUAUCGGAGGCUGACGCUUAUCUGCAGAUCAUGAUUGAGCUGGUUUCUAAAAUGAGCGUUCGUGUGUCGGAGCUGGGAGAUCCGCAUGAGAAGAGCAAAGGACAAGUUAUUCUAGAUCAUUCCAAUGUCAUGUUGGACAACAUAAAACAUUCCAUUGUGCUGCUACAAAUAGCUAAGAACACAGUUAAUCCAGUUAACGGAGUAUAUCAGGGACCUACAAAUCCUUCACAAACACAUAUCAAACAAGAUGCGGAAUUAUCCCCGCGCGUGGAGAUGGGCGCGGAGUGUCGCGAGCUCGCCACGCCGACGCAUCCGCUGCCGCCGCUCGAACAUCUCGAUGCCCCACCUAUGUCACUGCUAGUGCCGGACACUUCGUACUCGUCAUCAGAAGGGGAGGACGAUUUCUUUGACGCCGAUGACGAACCGGCCGGUGCCGUGCUACCGGGGCCCAGCGCCAGUCGCACUUGUCCGGCGGAGGGCGCGCCCGAGCAAGACUCGGCGCAGCCCGCCGUCGAUCUGCCGCGCACCAGGGAUGGAGAAAUUGAUUACGAUGCCCUGUACGAGGAUGAGUCGGACAGUGACCUCGGGUCGAUGGAGAACCACGGCUCAGUGGUCACCCAUCUCCUGUCGCAGGUCAAGAUUGGAAUGGAUCUCACUAAGGUUGUGCUACCGACAUUCAUAUUGGAGAGGCGAUCGCUCCUAGAGAUGUAUGCAGACUCCUUUGCACAUCCUGAUCAAUUCGUCAAGAUAGUAGACCAGCCCACACCCCGAGACCGCAUGGUACAGGUGUGCCGAUGGUACCUCAGCUCGUACCACGCCGGCCGCAAGUCCCAGGUUGCUAAGAAGCCGUAUAACCCCAUACUGGGAGAGGUCUUCCGAUGCCACUGGGACUUAGAUGCAGUGCCCGGCGAAGUGCAUCAGAGUAAUAAUGAGAAGCAAGAAGUAGGCGACGGUCCUGUCCCCUGGUGCACACCGGACCAGCUAUCCUUCGUAGCGGAGCAAGUAUCCCACCACCCGCCGAUAUCAGCGUUCUACGCGGAACACGUGAACAAACGCAUACAGUUCGAAGCCUGGGUCUGGACUAAGAGCAAGUUCCUUGGUUUGUCCAUCGGAGUGCACAAUAUUGGCAAGGGGACGGUCACGCUUCUGGAUACCGGGGAAGAGUAUACGCUUACUUUCCCUAAUGGAUAUGGCAGAUCAAUCCUAACAGUCCCCUGGAUAGAACUCGGCGGUUCCGUAGUCAUAGAAUGCGUGCAAACAGGCCACAAGGCGAACAUUGAGUUCCUCACGAAGCCUUUUUAUGGCGGCAAGAAACACCGCGUGACCUGCGAAGUGUUCGCUGGAGCUGAUAAGAAGCCGUACUAUACGGCACAGGGAGAGUGGAACUCAAGGAUGGAUGGACGCUGGACUGAAUCUGGACGCACAGAAGUACUGUUCGAAGUAUCGAACAUGAAGGCGCGGCGCAAGCGCGUGGCGCCCGUGUCGCGCCAGGCGGCGCACGAGUCGCGGCGCGUGUGGCGCCACGUGACCUGCGCCCUGCGCGCCGCCGACUGCGACGCCGCCACCUGCGCCAAGCGCCACGUCGAGCAGGCGCAGCGCGACGCCGUCAAGUCGCGCGACGCCUCGGGGGAGAAGUGGACCACGCUGCUGUUCAGCCCAAAAGGCGAAGACGGAUGGGAGUACACAGCGCCCCUCAAGAAGCGCCUCAGCACGACCAAGACAACGCCUCAACAUAAAAACGGCGAGACCACUGAGAACACUAGAUAAUCUAAUCAACAUUCAACCUUGGACUUAUGAAGUAAGGUAGAAACUCCUUCGUCACUACAACGGACCUUCUAGGGUAGGCAAUGUUCAGUGACGCACUGUUCUAACGGCACCACACUUCGGGUAUGUUCGGGAAUCUUCGGGGAUCUUCGGGUGAAGUCAGUCCUUUCAUGUGUCCUUCGCUUAUUUAUACGGUACUCGAAGUGUGGUUUCGAUGUUUUGUUUUAGAUAUCGAUAAAGUUGGACCGUUAAGUCUCUUAUGCCAUAAUUUUAGGGUUUUUAAUGUCGCGCAUGAGUUCUUAAAAGUACUAAUUUUGUUUUUUAUAUCCACGUCUUUCGUCUUUUGGGGCAAUUUUUAAGUAUUUAUUUUGUCAAAAUGAAGAUAGUUGAGCUAGAAAAAGUCUAGUGAUGAGCCCCAUAUAAAAAUGACAUUCAUGACAUUCAAUUGUUACUGUUUUAUGUGUUUCUUUCUAUAUA
This is a messenger RNA of Helicoverpa zea (corn earworm), 2705 nucleotides long. RefSeq names its product oxysterol-binding protein-related protein 9. The transcript has 16 exons. Gene Ontology annotation, cellular component: cytosol; intracellular membrane-bounded organelle; membrane. Gene Ontology annotation, molecular function: sterol binding. NCBI's taxonomy places the organism in Eukaryota, Metazoa, Arthropoda, Insecta, Lepidoptera, Noctuidae. The record is from RefSeq and is a predicted model, not a curated record. Bases 102 to 2231 code for a protein of 709 amino acids.